Molecule: messenger RNA, 2080 nt
Organism: Coregonus clupeaformis (lake whitefish)
Lineage: Eukaryota; Metazoa; Chordata; Actinopteri; Salmoniformes; Salmonidae
Product: dynein light chain 2, cytoplasmic
Exons: 3
Coding region: 553-822 (89 amino acids)
Biological process (GO): cilium assembly; microtubule-based process
Cellular component (GO): cytoplasmic dynein complex
Molecular function (GO): dynein intermediate chain binding; dynein light intermediate chain binding
Source: RefSeq, a predicted model, not a curated record
UGACUGUAAAUCGCUUUGGAUAAAAGCGUCUGCUAAAUGGCAUAUUAUUAUUAUGUGCUUACACAUCUCACACAGACAAUAUAUAAAGUCCAGUAAAAACAAGGAUUGUAUUUGUGUAAGACAUUAACAAAUGAAUAUCAGUGGAUAUAAUUUAAAAUAUCACUCAUACAUUCAUUGGUGGCGAUAUCAAUAAAAUUACACAUUGAGCAUAAUAAAUACUCCGUACAGCUGAGUUUGCAAGGAGGCGUUCUCUACUUACCUCACCAUGUAUUGUUAACGAUGCAUUGUGGGAUGAAAUAAGAUGCUGGUAGAGAGGAGCUGCUAGAAAAUGCUCACAACACAAGAAGAGGUGGCAGCUCAGCCAAUGGCAGGGUAAAUUGUGUAGGGCGGGGGAGGUAUUUUACAAGGGCAGUUUCCCUACAUAUUUGCUUUGAGUAAAUCUUAUAAAAUAAUGUGUCGCAGCACGAUCCAGCAAGUAAGCAAAGCUUGAUAUCCACCAAGGUGAAUUACCUGAUUUCGAAGGGAAAAGUCUCAGCAUCUCCUACAUAAGGCAUGACUGACAGGAAGGCAGUAAUCAAGAAUGCUGACAUGUCGGAGGACAUGCAGCAGGACGCAGUGGACUGUGCUACCCAGGCCAUGGAGAAAUACAAUAUAGAAAAAGACAUUGCAGCCUACAUAAAGAAGGAAUUUGACAAGAAGUAUAACCCUACAUGGCAUUGCAUUGUUGGAAGGAACUUCGGCAGCUACGUCACUCAUGAGACGAAGCAUUUCAUCUACUUCUACUUGGGGCAGGUGGCCAUCCUCCUCUUCAAGUCUGGCUGAGUUUUCUGAGUUCUGGAGUGCCUCUUCCCAACAUGGACUGUAAUGCACUGGUGGCUGAUGUCACAACUUCCCACACACUUCAAAUAUUAAAAUGAAAACAAACCAUGAUGAUACACAACUGGCUGUGCGUAACUGCAUGGACUAAGAUGUACCAUAUUUAAUGUGUAUAUGUUACAGUAAAAAUAUUACUUUUCACUAGUUGCCAUAAAAUGCAACUGGAAGAGAUUUUUGUUAAUGCUGUUCUACAUUUUGUUAUACUUCAUUUGUAAAUGCUUUAACAGUGGCCUUUUGAUUGUAUAAUAAAGGAAAGCUAGAGAAUGUAGUUGUGCAUCUGCUUUACCCCAGAGAGCUGUUUUGUUUUCAGUGACUCCUGUGCUGUCAUUUGAAUGUGCUUAGUUACUCCAGACCUUGAAGUACUACAGCAGUUUGUAAUGCCUGUAUAUUGCCAGAGGUACAAGUGAGACUAGCGCAGUGUAUUUGGACAUCUCUUCCCAGAUUUGCAACUGCUGUUAUCGAUCCCAUUUCCCACAAUCAUAUUUCAUGAGCUGGAACGUCUCAUCUGGCACACUGGGGUGUUGGCAUUUUUCUAUUGCUAUUUGUAUUCCAAGCUAGUAGAGUUACUAUGCUAACAUGCAGGUGUUUUAGAUGUGGGGACUUGUUUAGAGGCUUGGAGGUUCCAUUUGCAGAGUGUUGACACAUCCACACUUGAACCUAUUCUGGCUGUGCAACAAAGGACUGAAUGUUGGCAUUCGGGUCCUUUUGUAGACUCAUUUUAAGAAGAAAAUAUCUUCAGUGGUUUGUUUAAUGUUUUACUGUAUUUGCUAUGUUAUUGGUGGUUUCUGUUUAUUGUUUGAAGCAAACUGCUGUAUAAUUUGCACAGAUGUACCUCUUAUUGUUCUCAGUUCAUGGGCACAUGAGUACAAUUGCACUUCACUAAAGGGACAGUUAGGGAUUUUGGCAAUGAGGCCCUUUAUCUACUUUAGUAGAUUAACUUGAUACCAUUUUUUCCAGUAUGAAGUUUCGCAAAGCUAACACUAACUAGCAUUGGCGCAGUUACUCGAGGUUGCUAGUAGAUACCCAUAGACUAACAGUCAUUGCGCUAACGCAUAAUUAUAUCCGUGAGUUCAUCAGACUCCUGGGCAGUAGAUAAAGGGCCUCUUUGCCAAAAUCCUGAGGUGUCCAGUAAACUUGGAAACUUUAAUUUAGUCACUGUAAUCAAGUCAAUUAUUAAACUUAAGUGUAUCCUGUUCACUUUCAA